Eurytemora carolleeae is the source of this 2063-nucleotide messenger RNA. RefSeq lists its product as uncharacterized. The transcript is spliced from 4 exons. The record is from RefSeq and is a predicted model, not a curated record. Lineage: Eukaryota; Metazoa; Arthropoda; Copepoda; Calanoida; Temoridae. The coding region runs from base 195 to 1121 and encodes 308 amino acids.
UAAUUUUUUUGUUAUUAGACUCUUUAAAUCAAUGUUGGAGUUAGAAUUCCUCAAGAUCAAAUACGAGCGUCAAGGUUGGAACAGACCAGGGACUAAUAUGCUAUCUAUUGCAGCGUUUGUUUUACAACAGAUCAACUGGUUGAAUACCAUUAACGUUGCUGUUGUUCAAGAGAAACUUUGAAAGAAAAAUCAAAAUGAGGCGUAAAACUUGUCUCCUCUUUAUUUUUAUUCUUUGUAUUGAACAAAUAUCUUGUCUUGGAUUGAAAACCAACUGCUAUGUGGAGGGUACCUCCUACCAGGCAAUAUGUACAUGUGGGGGAGAGUAUAAAUGGGGAGAAAAUGGUGGUGGUAGAUUUGGAGUGGAUCUUUUCAAGCAAAUCAUCUGGUCUAGUGGUUCAGAGAACAUUCAAGAUUUGAAAACCAUUACCUAUGAGGGCUGCAACUCUAAUUCAAUAUUCACAUUGGAUCUUGAUGCUAAAUAUCCCCAUGUUAAUCUCAUAGAGUUCAAAAAUUCAGGUCCUGUUAACAUCUACUUCAGAGGAAGUGUUGACAAAGGAAAUCUGACCAUAUUGUUUAAAAAUAUUCAUGGUUCUGGUAAACUACAUUUUGGAGCUGGAUCUGUAGUACUCAGAGGAUCCCUGGACUACUGUGUGCGUCCCUGUGGGGCCAAAUUCCCAUUUGAAGAGGAUAAAAGGCCAGUUCCUCCUGGACUUGAAAAAAAUACAUGCAACGUCUGCACAGCAAAUUCAUUUCUCAAUCUAAAGUUCAAGACAGUGGAGCAUGUCAUGCUCCACAAUUUAUUCAUUGGAGAAUAUGAAGAAGGUCUUAGUGGUGGCACAGUGAUUAAAGCUGAUGAUGUUCAGACCUUCAGGGUUGAAGAUGGAUCAAUGAGACAAGUUCAAAAUGCUGGAAUCGACGCUGGUGGUUGUUGGAACGGUCGCAAUGAAUGUAGUUGUUCAGAUGUUCUUGGUACUGAAUACAGCUCUGAUAGUUCAAUAAUUGGGUUACCUAUUGUGGUUGCCAUCUUGGUCUUGAUAACUAUAGCUAUCGUCUUUGGUUUUGUAAUUCGUAAAGCUCUUAUGAACAGAGGAACUGCUGUGCCAACCAUAGAAAUGGCUUAAUUUUAGUUUUUGCAUUUAAAAUGCUGAAUUUAUAUAUGCUUAAAAAGGCCUUUGCUUUGCAUGCUUCUUAUACAAUAUACAUACACUCAUACAUACUAACCACGUUUACCUUCUAGUGAUCUGAAAAACCUUUGUGAGCUUAAAGAGUUGGCUCUAAAACAACUUGUAUACAUUAAUAUGUGUUAUGAACACUUAAAAGAAUAAAGUAUUUUCAGUACAAAUGUAAAUUUUACUGAUAUUUAACAUUGGUAAGUAUAUAUAUUCUCCAAAAUUCACAAACUUUAUAUUUCCUACCAAUAAUUCCCCACAAGAAAAAUUUAUUUUAUUAUUUGAUUAGGGAAUUUAUUAAUGAAAAUAUAUAUCCCUGCUUGUAAUUCUGGCAAAAUAUUUGUUGGUGUCUCUUAUAAGCAUCAUUAAUACAUUUAUCUUGAAAAUUAGAAUGACAAUCCUGUAGAUUUCAAUACAAUUUAAUUAAGCAAAUUUAAUAUUGUCUUCUAUAAAUCGUAAAAUAAAAACUAGAACGGCACGAGGAAAAAAGAUUGGUGAACGUUCUCAUAGAUCUUCUUCUGGCGAAAAAAACCGACCCUGAGGAGAUUUUUGAGUCUUGAAAAUUGAUGUGUCAACUUUUUAUGCUUUAUGGCAAAGGGCUGUCGUUAUUUCAAAUGAUUUCCCAUUCAAAGUAGGAGAUGUCUUACUCUCAAUAGAAGGGGUGAAUAUUUUUCAAAAUCUCCCCCCUCCCAACAUUUAUCUCUUUUAAACGUUAAUAAUAACUUGGAAAAUUCUAGACCGAAAAAAAAUAUCAGGAAUUUGAAGCUGUGAAAUAUUUCUCAGAAUCUCAUCGUUCUCUUCUUCUUCGGAUUCUUCUAGAACAUCUUCCAAUUAUCAAUCUCAACCGACAUUAAAAGCUAGCUAUUUCCUAUUUUAAGAUUGUAGAUUUUUAAG